CCAAGAUAACAAAGAUGGCCGUGUCUGUCAGUGCAGGGGAUUCUGAAAUCAUUGAGGUUGAAACAAACCUUUCUGAGGAUUCGGCAAACUACUUCAAUAUGAAGAUAAACAGAGCAAAAAAAACUGAGGCAGUCCAAAAAUCGGGUCCUGCAGGUAAAAUGCUCUAUAUACUGGUUGGUGUCAGCUUUGGGCUGAUGUGUGUUCUGCAAGUCACUCUGAACAUCUCCCUGCGUCUUGCCCACUCUAACUUCUUGGAGGAACAGAUAAAAUGGUUAGAGACCAGUUACAACAACCUUACUGAAGAGAAAAAACAGCUACAGAUCAGUUACAACAACCUGACUAAAGAGAGAGACAAGUUCACUGAGCUGGAAUGGAGGACGUUUAACACCAGCUUGUACUACAUCUCCAACAACUAUAAAACUUGGGAAGACAGCAGACAGGACUGUCUGAAGAGAGGAGCAGACCUGGCAGUCAUAAACAGUGAAGAGGAACAGGUGUUUAUCAGUCAACUGAACACCAAGCCCUGGAUAGGUCUGACUGACAAGGAUUCUGAGGGGACCUGGAAAUGGGUGGACGGAACCCCACUGACCACAGCGUUUUGGUCUACUGAAGAGCCUAAUGAUGGAGCUGUGAAUGGAGAGGACUGUGUCAGUCUUUAUUACCAUACCCAGUCUGUAUUGAAGAACUGGAAUGACCUAGCAUGCAACACAGAAUCGAUGUGGAUCUGUGAGAUUGUAAAUGACUGAUCCACAGACAAACAGACACUCAGAUUCUGUAAAUACACACAUGCAGGGAGACAGACAGACACACACACUACACACCACGCACUCACUCACACAGCUUUGACUUUUUAGGAGGUAAAAAUUUAUACACACCCUUAGAGAUAGCUUUUUUUUUUUUACAUGUAUUCUUGUUUCUUGUUUAUAAUAUAUUAAUUACAAAUGUUAUUUGGCAUUUUAAGUAUUUGCUUUACUGUUAUUAGCCGUUACUGGAUUCAAUUCACUGUGGUAUGUGGUACAUUUCCAUAACUCAGUACAAAACUCCAAACUGGUCACACUUGUAACGGAGCCUGUCUUUCAUUAAAAACCUCUCAUUGUGCA
Messenger RNA from Oncorhynchus masou masou (cherry salmon), 1100 nucleotides. Its product is annotated as C-type lectin domain family 4 member M-like. Bases 15 to 746 code for a protein of 243 amino acids. The record is from RefSeq and is a predicted model, not a curated record. Gene Ontology annotation, molecular function: signaling receptor activity. Lineage: Eukaryota; Metazoa; Chordata; Actinopteri; Salmoniformes; Salmonidae. The transcript is spliced from 6 exons.